AUGUCCCUUCCAGAGCCCUAUUACGAGGUGACAGCGAGAGGGUCCCGGGUCAUUGCCCUCGGCGGGUAUAGAUUCAGCAAGCACUCCGUCGUCGGCCUCAAGACCCGAUGGUUCUGUGGCUCCCAUCACAGCAAAGGCUGCAAAGCGGUCAUCUUCACCGUCGAGGGCGAAAUCGUCAAAUGCAACAACACCCACAACCACCAACCGGUGCACGCAAGAGGGCGGUUGAAUUCAAAUAAA
Iphiclides podalirius (scarce swallowtail) is the source of this 240-nucleotide messenger RNA. The record is from the annotation of a GenBank genome assembly. NCBI's taxonomy places the organism in Eukaryota, Metazoa, Arthropoda, Insecta, Lepidoptera, Papilionidae.